GAUAAUCAACAAUAUCGAAGGUUUCCUUUUCAAUUUAUCCCCAUCUUCACAUUCUUCGAAUCUGUUCAAUCGAAGCCUCUAACCCUAACCCUGUCUCGAUUUUGCUGCGUUCAAGAUUUUCUGUGCGCCGCAAGCCUCAUCGAUCGGAUUAAUUGGUUCAGUCAUCGUCCUCCGCGGCAAAUUCAGGCUCUGAGGACGCCCGUCUCAAGCAGCGCGUUAGGGUUCGCGCAGAAUCGGCCUUCUCCUGGGUACGAAUGGUUCGUGAAGAUUAAAGUCGAUUCCGCAGCGGGCAAAAGGUCGUCACUUCAGCAAUCCGGCUGCCGCGACCUUCCUUCUCAAGCAAGGACGUGGCUUUUCCUUUGAUCUGUCUGUUUCUGGAAGAUCCCGUGGCUUGGUUUCAUUGCUCUGCGGCGUGGAGUUUCAAGGCAAUUCUCUGAUCGGAUCAACCAUAGAAAUCGGCGACAAUUCUUUUCUUGAAUAUGUCUGACGAGUCAGAAUAGGCUCUGGAUGCACUUUUUCCCACACAGGCUGCUCCAGUUUGGUUUGAUCGAUCAUCUUCAGUUAUCCAAAGAAAACAGAGAGUAGUUUUUUUCCGGAAUUUUUGUUGUACUUGUGAUCAAUUCUAGGUUGAGUUUGAUACCAGGCCUAUAUUUUUACUUAUUCGAAGGCCUUUUUUGAAUUUCUGUUGUUGACUUUCUGUGAGGUGAAAGAGAAAAAUUAAGAAAAAGAAAUAUGGCGGUGUAUUUUAAGUUUAAAAGUGCAAAGGAUUUUGAUUCAGUUCCAAUUGAUGGACACUUUAUUUCUGUUCUGAAUUUGAAAGAAAAAAUAUUCGAAUCCAAGCAUUUGGGAAGGGGUACAGAUUUUGACCUAGUUGUCACCAACGCCCAGACUAAUGAAGAAUAUCUUGAUGAAGCCGCAUUGAUUCCAAAAAAUACUAGUGUUUUAAUACGUCGAGUUCCUGGACAACCUCGCAAGCCCAUAGUUACAGCACCGGUUACUGAACUAGAGGAGCCCAAGGAUGAGAAUAUGUAUGAGGAGGCUGAACCGGUAAAAAGUGGUCUUGUGGGAGCUGAAACUUGUACAAAUAAUUAUUCUGAAGACUUGGAUUGGGAUGAGUUUGGCAAUGAUUUGUAUGCAAUUCCCGAUACCAUACCCUUUCAGUCCAACAACCUUGUCCAUGAGGCUCCACCUUCUAGUAAAGCUGAUGAAGAAAGCAAGAUCAAAGCUCUAAUUGACACACCUGCUUUAGAUUGGCAGCAGCAACCUGCUGAUGGCUUCGGUGCUGGUAGAGGUUAUGGGCGUGGUCCAGGACAUUUUAUUCAACAUUGUCCUACAAAUGGUGACCCCAACUAUGAUGUCAGGAGGGUGAAGCCUCCAACUGGUAUUCCCAAGUCUAUGCUAGUGACUACCCCAGAUGGUUCAUAUGCUUUACCAAGUGGGGCUAGUGCUGUUAUGAAGCCUAAUGAGGCUGCCUUUGAUAAAGAAGUUGAAUGCAUGCCUUCUACACGUUCUGUAGGCGAGCUUCCACCUGAACUCCAUUGUCCUUUGUGUAAAGAAGUCAUGAAAGAUGCGGUCCUUACUAGCAAGUGUUGCUUCAAGAGUUUCUGUGACAAAUGUAUAAGAGAUUACAUCAUAUCUAAGUUGAUGUGUGUAUGUGGAGCCACAAAUGUGCUUGCGGAUGAUCUCUUGCCCAACAAGACUCUAAGAGACACCAUCAAUCGUAUCCUCGAGUCCAAUAACAGCAGUGAACAUGGGGGCAGUACCCUUCAAGUUCAAGAUAUGGAGUCUGCCCGGACUCCGCAUCCCAGGAUUCCAUCCCCUUCACAAUCUGCUGCUUCCAGAGGAGAGAAACUGCCCCCACCAUCUCUUCAGAAAGAAGAGAGUUCGAAGGCACAAGAGGGAAUCCAAGAGGUAAAGGUGGACGCUGCUCUACAACAGGUGUUGGAGAAAGAGAAGACAUUAAAAGUGGCUGAUGUUUCAGAAGCCACACAUGAGUCAAUUAGUGCGAGGGAACAGACUUCUCAGGGAAGUGCUCCACUGGUUGAUGAAGAAGUCCAGCAGAAGCAAGCUGCUUCUGAUGCUGCUGCAGACAUGCAGUGGAGAGCAUCCCAUGACAUGGCAGCCGAGAAUUAUAUGAUGCCUAUGGGCCCUACGUAUAAUCCAUAUUGGACAGGAAUGCAACCUGGAAUGGAAGGGUUUGGAGGCCCAUUUCCCGGUCCAGUGCCAUUGAUGAAUCAUGGUUUUGGUCCAUUCGAUGUCGCGUUUGGUCCAAUGAUUCCGCCACCGAAUCCAUUUGGAGCACAAAGUUGCAUGUUACCUCCUUUUUGCCCUCCUCAAAGAGAUCUUGCUGAUUUUGCAAUGGGAUUUAACAACGGCCCUCCAGGAGGAUUUAACAAUGGCCCUCCAAUUAUGAGCCGAGAAGAAUUUGAAGCAAGAAAAGCGGAUUUGAAGAGGAAGCGUGAGCUUGAGAUGCGUAGGGACAGGAUAUCAAAAGAUCCAGAGUUCACUAGGGAAGUUAGCAGCAAAGAUGAUAAAAAGGCUAAAAAGAGCGUGUUUUCCCGCAUCUGCUUCCCUGAGGGAGAAGAAGCCGAAGCAGCAGCAGCUUCUUCCAAGAAGCGAAAAUCUCUGUCCUCCCACGAACCACCACUCGCCGCCAGUGCUCCCACCACGAGUCACACCAGCAAACCCAACGGGCAUCUCGAAGACCCAAAAACUCUGGGGUCCUCGUCAAGGUCAAGGAAGACCACUGCCAGCGUUGCUACUGACUAUGAGAGCAGUGACGAUGAACGCCAUUUCAAGAGGCGGCCAUCGUCCAGAUAUGAGUCAUCACCUCCUCCACCACCGCAUGGUGGCAGCAGUUUUCGCAGCAAGCAUAGAUGAGAUAGUUUGCCAGCCAGGAGGGAUAAAUAGAGAGAGAGAAGAAGAGUCUUGUAAUGAAGUUUGGAGCUCUUU
Cuscuta campestris is the source of this 2952-nucleotide messenger RNA. The record is from the annotation of a GenBank genome assembly. NCBI's taxonomy places the organism in Eukaryota, Viridiplantae, Streptophyta, Magnoliopsida, Solanales, Convolvulaceae.